Entamoeba histolytica HM-1:IMSS is the source of this 744-nucleotide messenger RNA. RefSeq lists its product as uncharacterized. Gene Ontology annotation, cellular component: autophagosome; cytoplasm. Gene Ontology annotation, biological process: protein autophosphorylation; autophagy; autophagosome organization. Gene Ontology annotation, molecular function: ATP binding; protein serine/threonine kinase activity. The record is from RefSeq and is a predicted model, not a curated record. Bases 1 to 744 code for a protein of 247 amino acids. The transcript has 2 exons. NCBI's taxonomy places the organism in Eukaryota, Evosea, Mastigamoebida, Endamoebidae.
AUGGCACCAGAAGUAUCAUUUGUCAAUUUAAAAGGGAAUUAUACAAUUAAUGCAGAUAUGUAUUCUCUUGGAGUAUGUCUUUAUUAUCUUGUUAGUCAACGAUGGCCUCCAAUACAAAAUAAAGACUCAUUAUGGAUUUGUAUUGAUUCUAAUAUUAGUAAUGACUUAGUAUUUCCUGAUGGAUUUAAUAAAGACUUUAUUUAUAUUAUACAACAAAUGCUUGAAAUUGAUGUUAAAAAACGAAUUUCAUGGGAUGAGUUAUUUGUUCAUCCAUUUAUCACUCAAAAGCUUCAAUGUGUUUUUGUUGACAUAAACCAGUUUUUCGUUAAAUCUUUAUUACCACCACCUCAAGCACUUAUUAAUGCCCAAAAAAUAAAAAUUAGUACCCCAAGAGUUCGACAUCAACGAAAUGAUUUUAGUAUGGAAGAAGAUGAUGACAAUGAUGACUUUGAUAAAAUAAUUCAAUGUUUUAAGUCCAAUGAUGAGAUAUUUGAUGAUGACUGGAUAGAGGCAUUAAAUGCAUGUAAAAGAAGAAAUGUAAUAAUUUCAAGUUUAAGAAUAAGUGAAGACUGUCUCAAUUCAUUCUUAGAGUUUAUAAAAGGAACAAUCACUGAUCCAGUUGAAAUGCCUGAAACUUUAAAAUUUGAGAAUUGUGAAAUACCAUCUUCCUUAAAAAAGGAUGUUUAUUAUAUUUCUACUCAUUUUGACAUUGUGUUUGAUUCAAUAUCAACUAAGUUUUACUAA